CCAUCAGAUUUAAGGAGUUGGACACGUGUUUCUUUCUUUCUUCUCCCCACUCUCCAUUUCUUCCUCCUUUUUCCUUUGUUUCCUUUCAACUCUAAACCGCAGCCGCAGCUAGGCAGAAUUCCAACAAAAAAUUCUCUCAUAUCCCUCCACGCCGCAACUCCAGCCCACUUAUACCCUCUCCUCUAAAAAGAAGUUGUCAAUCCCCUCUUCUCUCCUUCUCCGAUCAACUGCAAAGCUAAAGUUUCCUUGAUUCUCGCUUAAAUUUUAGAAAUUUUUUGGGCAAUUCUUCUCCAUUUCCCACAAAAAGAAAAACAUGAUUUCAAACAGAUAUCCAUGGCCAUGAUGUUUGGCAUCAUGGGCUUGGUGACAAACUAUUUGGGGAUGGGACCUAAGGCAAGCACAAAACGAUGAAGUCAGCUGUUGCAGUUUCAACAAACAAUUCCUGGAAGUGGUGUUAGAUCCUGUGGAUAAAUUCUCAGAGAAUGAAGCAUCUGGUGUAAACGGAGUUUGAAUGUCGAUGCUUAGAAAUUCUCUGUUAUAAUCCUCUUGCUUGUUUUUAAGGUGACCUGUACUGAUUCAUGAGAUCAAUUGCAUGUUGUGUCAUGCACCAUACUUAAAUAUGCUUCUGUCAAUACUCUCAGCGCUCAGCAGUGGCAAUUGAUAAUUGAUGUAGUUGGUGUGUAUAGAACAGAAUAGGUUACUUAAAAAAAUCUAUUAGAUUUACAAUUUAUAGCACUGUAUGGCUUUGUACAAACACAUGCAUGUGGUUUCAGCUGCUAGAGUUGAUUGUUCUGAGGGCAUCCCUAUAUUGUACAAUAUUUUUGAUCAAGAUCUUUUUCACACGUUUUCUUUCCAUUAGGUGGUAAAUUACUAGCCCUGAUGUUAGGUGAAGGUGAUUUUCCUUUUUCCUCCCUUAAGGACACAGCAUGCUCCAAGUCUUAUAGGUUAUUAGUAUUUUUUGUUAUCCUAGAUGAAUGAAAUGUAAGGAUAGUAUUCUAUAAGCAAGGCAGGCUAAAACUUGCUUACUAUAAUGGCAAAUGUAAGUGUACAGCAAUCAUUUUUGACAACUGCACCUCUUGCAUUCUUUUGUUCGUUUAUUUUUUUUUCUAUAAAUGAAAUGGAAUCUAAUCAUGGGAUGUUUGAGAAAUCAAUGAAAUCAUCUUAAUGUUAACAAGCAGCAACAUAUUUUCCAUUUUAUCCUUGGAAGUUGACUUUAAAAGUAACAAAUAGCAUUUGUACCUGGAACAUUUCGUUUUUUGUUGUUAGUUCACAUGUCAAUUUACAGAGACCUGUAUCAGUUUAGCAAAUAUCCAAAGCAUCAUUGUGUUCCUAAUGGAUAUAAUCAAAUGUACUCAUUGCAAUACAUUAGACUAAAGUUUUACAAAUUUGGCAAAUGACGGGGAAAGAAAGAGGGGUAGCUGCCAUUAUUUAACUACUUUUCUAGAUGUACAGAUAUGUGUUUCAUACUGCUUUGUUUUUCUUUUUUCUUUUUGUUAGGUGUACAUUGGAUAGAUUGAAGAUUACAUCUGCAAGUUGGCAAAGAGAGGAACAACAACAUCUCAGAAUGGUGUACUAUUUUGUGUGACUUGAGGGAUUUUUUUGAGCCGGCAGAACUUGCACAUGAGAUUCUUCUGCACCAUCAAGUAAGCAAGAAGCUCUCUCCCAAUUGGAAAUAGUUUUCUCAUUUUCUGUUCUGGACUCAUGAAGAUUGGCCACCAUAGGCAAUCAUUUGGAAAUACUUGAUGAUGAUCUCUUGCUCUCGUGUCAAUUGGGAAAUAAACAUCAAGGAUAAAUGUUUUCAAGAAGGGUGACGUUCAUAUUUGUAUUAACAAUCUGAUUCAUGAGAAUUAGAUGCUUGUCUUGCGAAACAAAUGGAAAUUUGAGCUAUGCCUCUAUGCCUUUCUACGCUUCACAGUCAAAUAUUUUGAUGACAUGGACGCUCUCUUUGACUAUGCUACCAAGCACUAAACUGGUUGCUUAUGCCUCAAGUCAGAUAGGCGUUUUGGAACCCUUAAGUUGCUCUGGUGGAAUAUGAGGCUAAGGCAAUUUCUUGGUAAAUUAUGUCUCCGAAGAGUGAUUUUGUGUAGAAUGUACAGUUCAAGAGAAUCCUUGCAGGAUAGUUCAGAUAUGGUAAAAAGGGUAUGUAAGAUUAUGAUGUCUUGCCCGAAACUUGGGCUUGAUACUGAGCUUGACCAGAAUGGGAUAAGGGUUUCCCCUGAAAUUGCUGAGGAAGUACUCAAGAGAUUUGAAAAUGCUGGAGUGCUGGCUUACCGUUUCUUUGACUGGGCAGGCAAGCAGCGUAAUUAUGAGCAUAGUGUUAAAGCAUACCACACCAUGAUUGAGGCUUUAGCUAAGAUAAGGCAGUAUCAGUUGAUGUGGGAUCUUGUGAAUGCAAUGAGAAGUAAGAAAAUGCUUAAUAUUGAGACAUUUUGUAUCAUUAUGAGGAAGUAUGCUAGGGCAAAGAAGGUGGAGGAGGCGGUGUACACCUUUAAUAUGAUGAAAAAAUAUGAUGUGCCUCCAAAUCUAGCAGCAUUCAAUGGCUUAUUGAGCGCUUUAUGCAAAUCAAAAAAUGUGAGAAAGGCUCAGGAAAUUUUUGAUAACAUGAAAGGUCAAUUUGUUCCUGACUCAAAGACUUAUAGCAUAUUGCUUGAGGGAUGGGGAAGAGCUCCCAAUCUGCCCAAGGCAAGGGAAAUUUACAGAGAAAUGGUGGAGGCAGGCUGUGAUCCUGACAUUGUGACUUAUGGGAUUAUGGUUGAUAUCCUGUGCAAAGCAGGUAGGGUUGAUGAAGCGGUUGAAAUAGUUAAGGAGAUGGAAUUCAGUGGUUGUAGGCCAACAUCAUUUAUAUACAGUGUUUUGGUUCAUACAUAUGGUAUAGACAAUCGGAUUGAAGAUGCUGUAGAUACCUUCCUUGAAAUGGAAAGUAGUGGAGUGGAGGCUGAUGUAGCUGUCUAUAACGCCUUAAUUAGUGCUUUCUGCAAAGUUGACAAGUUUCAGAAUGCUUACAGGGUUUUGGAUGAGAUGGAGGGCAAAAAGGUGACUCCCAAUUCAAGAACUUGCAACAUCAUCUUAAACAGUUUGAUUGGCUGUGGGGAGACUGAUGAAACUCUUAAAGUUUUUCGUCGGAUGAUUAAAAUUUGUGAGCCAGAUGCAGACACUUAUACAGUGAUGAUAAAGAUGUUCUGCGAUAGGGAUGAGCUUGAGAGGGCUUUCAAGGUAUGGAAGUACAUGAAAAAGAAAAGGUUCGUUCCUAGCCUGCAUACCAUAUCAGCCCUUAUCAAUGGAUUAUGUGACAAGGCGGAUGCCUCUAGGGCUUGUGUCUUAAUGGAAGAGAUGAUAGAGAAUGGAAUUCGUCCAGGAAGAGUGACUUUUGGCAAGUUAAGAAAUCUGCUUCUGAAGGAAGGGAGAGAAGAUGUACUUGAAUUUCUUCAGGAAAAAAUGAACCUUUUGGUUAAGGAGCCUUUAUGUGAUUGAGAAUCAGGAGUUCUGUGGGACAGUUAAUUAAGAUGAAGAAUCAAGAACCCAGAUUCAUGCAGUUUGAAAAUUUACAAUGCCGAGCGUUGGAAAAGACACCUGUUACCUGUUUAAGCAAGUGCUGCAUUUAACCGCUAUGGCUAUGAGACUAGUUAAGAGUUGGUCUGGCAGGUUUCUGGUAGGAAAAGGUUCUUGCCUUCCAAAUGUUCCAGAAGUUGCAAUUUAGGCAUUUGCCGGAAACUGUAGUUCGCACCACGGUUUGGACCGAAAUUUGAGUUCCAUGAAGCAAAUACUGUAAGAUACUUGUAUAAAAACAGUUUUGAGAGCCGCUUUUAGCACUGCA
Messenger RNA from Coffea eugenioides, 3814 nucleotides. RefSeq names its product pentatricopeptide repeat-containing protein At1g77360, mitochondrial. The coding region runs from base 2032 to 3471 and encodes 479 amino acids. Lineage: Eukaryota; Viridiplantae; Streptophyta; Magnoliopsida; Gentianales; Rubiaceae. The record is from RefSeq and is a predicted model, not a curated record. The transcript is spliced from 9 exons. Gene Ontology annotation, molecular function: protein binding.